AUCAUUUCCGUAUUAGGGCUCCUUCUGCAGCGGCCGGUGAGGAGCAGCGCGUGCGAGUCCUGCAGUCCAAAACACCGCGGUGCCAUGGUGGAACCAGUGCCUGAGUCCAUCAACUUUCCCUCAGAGGAGGAGCGGAUCCUCCGGUUCUGGAAGGAGAAGGACUGUUUCCAGGAGUGUCUGAAACAAUCCAAAAACAGGCCGAAGUACACUUUCUAUGAUGGACCACCCUUUGCUACUGGUCUCCCCCAUUAUGGCCACAUCCUGGCAGGUACCAUCAAGGACAUUGUCACCAGGUUUGCCCAUCAGAGUGGCUUCCACGUGGACCGUAGGUUUGGCUGGGAUUGUCAUGGAUUACCUGUGGAAUAUGAGAUUGAUAAAACACUCGGCAUAAAAGGACCGGAGGAUGUUGCCAAGAUGGGGAUUGAAGAGUACAACAAGCAGUGUAGGAGCAUCGUGAUGAGAUAUUCCAGAGAGUGGGAGGAGUCAGUAACGAGAAUGGGCCGCUGGAUCGAUUUCAAGCAUGACUACAAAACCCUGUAUCCGUGGUUCAUGGAGACAGUCUGGUGGGUGUUUAAGCAGCUGUAUGAUAAAGGUCUGGUGUAUAGAGGAGUAAAGGUCAUGCCAUUCUCCACCGCCUGCAACACGCCCCUCUCUAACUUCGAAUCCCACCAGAACUACAAGGAUGUCCAGGACCCGUCAGUCAUCGUGAACUUCCCUCUGCUGGAGGAUGAGAGCGUGUGUCUGAUUGCCUGGACUACCACUCCCUGGACCCUACCCAGCAACCUAGCUCUGUGUGUUAACCCUGAAUUCCUCUACGUUAAGGUCAAAGAUAACACCACUGAUAAAGUCUACAUCAUGAUGGAGGCCAGGCUGGGAGCACUGUUCAAAUCUGAGAGUGAAUACACCAUCCUGGACAAGUUUCCUGGUAAGACUCUAAAGGGGAAGAAAUACAAACCUCUUUUUGAUUACUUCUCCAAGUGUCGAGAGAGUGGAGCUUUUUCUGUUGUGCUGGAUAACUAUGUUCGUGAGGAGGAAGGUACUGGAGUGGUUCAUCAGGCGCCGUACUUUGGAGCUGAUGAUUUCCGCGUCUGCAUGGAAUACAACAUCAUCCAGAGAGACUCCGUACCCAUCUGCCCAGUGGAUUCAUCCGGACGCUUCACACCUGAUGUCACUCACUUUUCUGGACAGUAUGUAAAGGAUGCUGACAAAAACAUCAUCAAGUGGUUGAAGGAGAACGGACGUCUGGUGAACGCCAGCAGUUUCAAACAUAGCUACCCUUUCUGCUGGAGAUCGGACACACCUCUAAUCUACAAGGCGGUGCCCAGCUGGUUUGUGAGAGUGGAGCACAUGGUGGAGAAGCUUCUGGAAAACAACGAUAAAUGCUACUGGGUUCCGGAGUUCGUGAGGGAGAAGCGAUUCGGAAACUGGUUGAGGGAUGCACGAGACUGGGCCAUUUCACGGAACCGAUACUGGGGGACACCCAUUCCUUUGUGGGUCAGCGAUGACUUUGAAGAGGUGGUGUGUGUCGGCUCCAUGGCGGAGCUGGAGGAGCUGACGGGGGUGAAGGUAACUGAUCUGCACAGGGAGAGCAUUGACAGCCUCACCAUCCCGUCCCGCUGUGGAAAGGGGCAGCUGAAGAGGGUCUCCGAGGUGUUCGACUGCUGGUUUGAAAGCGGCAGCAUGCCCUACGCCCAAGUGCACUACCCGUUUGAGAACAGGCGGGAGUUUGAGGACACCUUCCCUGCAGACUUCAUCGCUGAGGGUAUCGACCAGACCAGAGGCUGGUUCUACACGUUGCUUGUGCUCUCAACCGCUCUGUUCGGAAAGCCUCCUUUCAAGAACGUGAUCGUCAACGGACUGGUUCUCGCAAGUGAUGGGCAGAAGAUGAGUAAACGGAAGAAGAACUACCCGGACCCCGGCAUAAUUGUGCAGAGUUACGGAGCUGAUGCGCUGAGGCUGUACCUGAUCAACUCCCCCGUGGUGCGAGCGGAGAACCUUCGCUUCAAAGAGGAAGGAGUGAGGGAUGUGCUGAAGGACGUCUUCCUGCCGUGGUACAACGCCUACCGCUUCCUGGUGCAGAACGUUCAGAGACUGCAUAAGGAAGAGGACAUUCAGUUCCUGUAUAACGAGAACACGGCCAGACCCAGCGACAACAUCAUGGACAAAUGGAUCCAGUCCUUCACCCAGUCCCUCAUCCAGUUCUUCAAGGAGGAGAUGGACGCCUACAGGUUAUAUACGGUGGUUCCCAAGCUCGUCAAGUUCGUGGACAUGCUCACCAACUGGUACGUGAGGACGAACCGCAGGCGUCUGAAGGGCGAGAGCGGCACUGAGGACUGCGUGUGGGCGCUGGAGACCCUCUUCAGCGUGCUCUUCUCCAUGUGCAGACUGAUGGCUCCCUUCACUCCCUACAUCACAGAGAUGAUGUACCAGAACCUGCGUCACCUGAUAGAUCCGGCCUCUGUGGAGGAGAAGGACUCCAGCAGCAUCCACUACCUCAUGCUCCCUAACGUCAGAGAGUCUCUGAUUGACAAGCGCAUCGAGAGUGCAGUGUCCCAAAUGCAGUCGGUUAUCGAGCUGGGCCGAGUGAUCCGCGACAGGAAAACUUUACCCGUCAAGUAUCCCCUUAGGGAGGUUGUGGUCAUCCAUCAGGACCCAGAGGCUCUGAGAGACAUCCAGUCCCUGCAGAAAUACAUUCUGGAGGAGUUGAACGUCCGCCAGCUCACGCUGUCCACCGACAAAGACAAGUAUGGUAUUCGGCUGAGGGCGGAGCCUGACCACAUGGUGCUGGGCAAGAGGCUGAAGGGGGCAUUCAAGUCAGUCACCGCGUCCAUCAAGGAGCUGAAGAGCGAGCAGCUGGAGGUCUUCCAGAAGACUGGCACUAUUGUAGUGGACGGCCACGAGCUGCAUGAGGAGGACCUGCGUUUGAUGUACACCUUCGACCAGACGUCUGGCUCUGCUGCACAAUAUGAAGCUCAUUCAGAUGCCCAGGUCCUAGUACUGUUGGACUUUACUCCUGACCAGUCCCUGGUGGAUGAAGGCGUAGCGCGUGAAGUGAUCAACCGCGUCCAAAAACUGCGUAAGAAGGGUCACCUGGUUCCGUCUGAUGAGAUCACGGUGUACUACAGCUCAGAACCUGCAGGAGAUUAUCUAGAUAAAGUGAUCCAGGCUCACACAGACUUCGUCCUGGCCACCACUAAAGCCCCUCUCCGGCCGUACCCCGUACCCAAGAAUGCCAGCGUGAUCGUCCAGGAGAGAACUCAGCUGAGGGGUUCUGAUCUGGAUUUGACCAUCGUUAAGGGAGCAGCGGUCUCCAGAGCGCCUCUCACUGGCCCUGCCUGCGCUCACGUCAACCUUAAAAUCAACCUCAACAACAAGCAGCAAGAGGGCAUGGUUCUCCUGGAGAAUCCUAAAGGAGAUAAUAAACUGGACGUGGAGAAGCUGAAACUGGUUUGCCGUAGUAUUUUCAAGCUAAACAGCGCUCCCUUGAAGGUGUUCAAUGGAACAGCAGAGUUGAAGGCCAGUACCGAUCUUCUAGCACUGAGUGGGAAGACCCUGUGGGUGACCUCCGGGGCCAGUCCUAAAGAAGUGAACGGUUCAGAUGCUCUUAUCUGUCCCUACAUCAACCUGCAACUCGUCAAUGCCAGUCCUGCAGAGUGUUUGAGUGGGGACGUGGGCACGCUGUUCCUGACUAAUCCGGUGGGUCAGAAUGAGCUGCAGCACGCGGAGCUGCUGAGCGAGGCUGCGAAGGUGUUCGGCCUGAGGGGAAGGAGGCUUAAACUCUACACAGACGAGGAUCUGAGCAACGAACUGACUGAAACCUCUCUGAAGACCCUCAGCACCAAAACCUUGUUUGUGCAAGUUGUUCCCACCACCGCAGAAGCGUAGAGAUAUUUAGAGCUGAUAAUCACAGCUACAUCAGUCUCCCGUCAGUCUAAACUCCAGCCUAGUCGCAUCCACCCAGUGCAUCUCCCUGUGUCUACAGUGCUGCGUGUUUCCUGCCCGAUCUCGAAUUACCUGGCAACCUGUGAGGUUCAGCAGAACUCUGUUACAAAGGGGCUUUUUCUGUAGUUUCAGUUGGUAAAUGAGGAGCGCUGAAUGAUGUCAUUGUGUAAUAAAUGGAUUCUGGGCUAAUAAA
Messenger RNA from Astyanax mexicanus (Mexican tetra), 4135 nucleotides. It is a transcript of the gene iars1, whose product is annotated as isoleucyl-tRNA synthetase 1. The transcript has 34 exons. Gene Ontology annotation, biological process: isoleucyl-tRNA aminoacylation. Gene Ontology annotation, molecular function: ATP binding; tRNA binding; aminoacyl-tRNA deacylase activity. NCBI's taxonomy places the organism in Eukaryota, Metazoa, Chordata, Actinopteri, Characiformes, Acestrorhamphidae. The coding region runs from base 85 to 3885 and encodes 1266 amino acids. The record is from RefSeq and is a predicted model, not a curated record.